AACUUCAAACCAGGUAGUGCCCAACGAAGAUUGGAAGUUGGUUCCCUCUGCACCACUUUUCGAGUCUUCUCCGACUCAGACGGCCGGCGACAUGCUCCUCCUUGACGGCGACCUUGUCCUCUCCUCCUCCGGAGGCGCCGGCGCCGCCUCUCGCACGGGCGGCAGCGGGAGGGAGCUCGUGGCGGCGCUCUUGGAGAGCCCCAGGAUCCGCGACGCGGCCGACCGGCUCAAGGCCACGCCGGAGAGGCGGAUCUCGGCGGGGCAGGAGGGGGCGCCGAGGCACGUCUACGUGUUCCAGCGGGAGUACGCCACGGUGGAUCCGGCGCGCGUCGAGUUAGUGGGCACAGAUGAGGCGACUACAUGCAUUGGUGUUGUAAUUCGCAACAACAAGACUGGAAUGACCUCCGUUAGCCAUAUGGAUUUCCCAAAAAUUGUGGAGGGAGGGAUCAAGCAGAUGUUAGAAUUACUUGGUGAUGACAAUGCACCAUUUGAUGUUCACCUUAUUGGUGGCUUUGCUGAUGCUUCCACAAAGGUAGUCCGUUCCUCUGGAAAGAAACACAUCAAACAGGAAGGGUAUUCCUAUCCACUAUGUUGCAAAAUAGUUGAAGUGCUGCAUAAGUCCCAGCAACAAUUCCACCUUCGGUCAUUUUGUGUCCUUGAGAAUAACACGAAGACUGAUUCAUUUGGAAAUGCACUACCUAUAAUUGGUGGAUUUGUGGUUGAAACCUCAUCUGGAGUUGUCAUACCAGCAACCUUUGACUUGGAUUCAAGAUGCCCAGAUGAAGUUGUUAGGAGGAUUCGUGUGAGUGUUAGUUCUUAUGAUCCAACUUGGCAAGGAAGGUUGCUGGAGACUUACGAUACUCAGUGUGAUGUUUUUCAAAUUGCACCUGCCUGCUGGAUGCCAGAUUGGGCCGAUAUAGCAUCCUCGCUUGACCAGCUUUCGGACUCUGAAGUCCUGUUGCAAUGCUCCACCUCUCCAGCUGCAGAGCCACCUCACUUUGUGGAAAAUGAAAGAAGGAUCUGGAAAUACUUGAUCAAUAACCCGGACUGGGAAGAAACAUUCCCAAAACACAGGCCCCGGGUUUUCCAUAGGACCAGUGACGGAAGCUGGUCAAGGUACUCAUAGAGUCAUAGUGCAAGCCAAGGGUUUCCAUUAUCAUUGGUGCUCCCACACAUGGAACCAGAACGGAAGCCUCCCUCUGCCUUGAUUAGAUCUCCAUUUCCACGUGACACUGUGCUUGGGGGUACCCCAUGAGUCAUUGAUUGACUGAUUCUCUCAGCUCCAUGUGUUAACCUUGGCUGGUUGGUAAUUGCUAUGGAUCAUGUCGUUGUUUUGUGGACUCAGUAGAUAUACGUCGACAUGUUGCCGAUAGCGAUCAUGUUUGGUGUAUGAGAUAAAACUGUUGGAGAGAGAAAAGAUAUACAAACUGUUUUUUAUAUAAAUGAUUCUCCAAAUGAUGAUUUGAAAA
This is a messenger RNA of Sorghum bicolor (sorghum), 1469 nucleotides long. Its product is annotated as protein N-terminal asparagine amidohydrolase. The record is from RefSeq and is a predicted model, not a curated record. Gene Ontology annotation, molecular function: protein-N-terminal asparagine amidohydrolase activity. NCBI's taxonomy places the organism in Eukaryota, Viridiplantae, Streptophyta, Magnoliopsida, Poales, Poaceae. Gene Ontology annotation, cellular component: nucleus. Bases 92 to 1126 code for a protein of 344 amino acids. The transcript has 9 exons. Gene Ontology annotation, biological process: ubiquitin-dependent protein catabolic process.